Messenger RNA from Owenia fusiformis, 1009 nucleotides. NCBI's taxonomy places the organism in Eukaryota, Metazoa, Annelida, Polychaeta, Sabellida, Oweniidae. The record is from the annotation of a GenBank genome assembly.
CCCGGUACUGUUUCACCACCACUACCAAACAGUAUAUACUGUGACCCGUCACGUCUCCUAUGUAUAACAGGACUCAUAUACAGUUCUUUAUCCUCAGGCAUCUUGAGAUAUUUUUUUCCCAACAUUUUCCCAGUUUUCCCAGAAAUCAUUAUCAAUCUCCCGGAUUCACGAGUGGUGACCUUUGAAGAAAAUAUAAAUGAGUGUUAGUCAUAUCCAUUAUGAAUAUUAGUUUAGAGUAUAAAGUGUACACUUUACCCACGGGUCAACAAAACUACAUGAAUGUUGUCUGAAUAUUUGGAAAACAUCAAGAACGGAUAACAGAGAAUGAAUGUAUCUUAAAGCAAAUUGUUGUUCUCUAGUUCCAGGUUAAGUGCAGACCUUAACUGAUAUUUCAAAAUGCCGCAAAGGGGUUGGACUGACUUUGAUUCCCUCUGUGACAGUACAACAGAACCCAGAGUAAAGGGAUAUGCAGCACAACUAAUCAAACUUUAUAGAGAAGAAAACAUUAAUGUAGGAGAUGAAGUAAAUGUCGUGAAGAAGCCAUUUAGAUUACAGAUAUCUGUUAAGAAAUUGAUAAUUAAAAUAGAUCAGACUUUGAAAGAGCUUGAAACAAGGCAGCAAAAAAAUAUUGCCACAUUCACCAUAGGUAAAUCUACUGUUCAACAGAAAGAAAGUAGAGCGUUUAAUGUCUUGCCAUUACCAUUUGAUCCGGUCAAUGUGGAUACCUGGAAAUUAGGAAAUGGCCCAAAUGAAAGAUGGAGCAGUGACUAUAAAGGAAAAGAAUGUGAUGGACUAAUUGUUCUGUGUGCUAUAACUGAAGAAAUUAUACCAAAGAAACCUGAAGCUCUUUUAAACCCUGUAGAGUUAUACACACUCGCAUUAGAACAACAAUUAAUUCACCACUAUCUCUUAAACGAAGGUAAUAAUAAACUUGGAAAUAAGUCACUUGAUACUGGUGGAAAAAACACAAACCCAUAUGCUGGUGUAGUAUAUGUAGCAUACACGUUUG